Molecule: messenger RNA, 554 nt
Organism: Halichondria panicea
Lineage: Eukaryota; Metazoa; Porifera; Demospongiae; Suberitida; Halichondriidae
Product: spliceosome-associated protein CWC27 homolog
Exons: 4
Coding region: 102-554 (150 amino acids)
Biological process (GO): protein folding; protein peptidyl-prolyl isomerization
Cellular component (GO): catalytic step 2 spliceosome
Molecular function (GO): peptidyl-prolyl cis-trans isomerase activity
Source: RefSeq, a predicted model, not a curated record
CUUUGAUGAUCCUAGACGUACCUAGUACCUAUAGCGCUAUAGCAUGAGCUAGAUAUCCAUGAUCCAGUACAUGCAAUAGAGAGAGAGAUCAGCAGUGCAGUAUGAGCCAAAUUUAUGUCAAUGAGCCUCCGACUAAUGGAAAGGUUCUGAUAAAGACAACUCUAGGAGAUGUUGACGUGGAGUUAUGGUCCAAGGAGGCGCCUCUGGCUUGUCGAAACUUUGUGCAGCUGUGCAUGGAAGGCUACUACAAUGGAAAUAUCUUCCAUAGGAUAGUCAGCGAGUUUAUUGCUCAAACUGGUGACUCCACUGGAACUGGAGAGGGCGGGGAGUCCAUCUAUGGCCACACCUUCAAGGAUGAGUUUCAUUCUCGGCUGAGGUUUAAGCGGCGAGGGCUGGUGGGGAUGGCUAACGCUAGCAAAGACGACAAUAGCAGUCAGUUUUUCUUCACUCUGGGCAGAGCAGACGAGCUCACUAACAAACACACUCUAUUUGGCAACGUGAGUUGGUGGGUACACAGCUUUGAGUGGUGUAAAAUUAAAACUGGGUCACAAUAA